Sipha flava (yellow sugarcane aphid) is the source of this 2037-nucleotide messenger RNA. RefSeq names its product sentrin-specific protease 1-like. Gene Ontology annotation, biological process: protein desumoylation. The record is from RefSeq and is a predicted model, not a curated record. Gene Ontology annotation, molecular function: deSUMOylase activity. NCBI's taxonomy places the organism in Eukaryota, Metazoa, Arthropoda, Insecta, Hemiptera, Aphididae. Gene Ontology annotation, cellular component: nucleus. The transcript has 5 exons. Bases 88 to 2037 code for a protein of 649 amino acids.
UUAUUAAGCGAUUUGGUGUCGACGGCGAACAGUGAUGAUAUAUUUCCUGGCUAUUCCACUGACAAGGAAGACUUUAUCAGGAAAAGCAUGCACCGGAGCAAUCAAGACUUCGUGGUCCCGGAUAAAUCCGUCUGCAUUGGUGACGUGAAGACCGUGUUUCAGUACAGAUCGUGGCUGAACAACGAAGCAAUCUCCAGCUAUAUGCAAUUGAUCGGAGAACGGGAUCCCAACAAAGUCUACGUUUUCAAUACAUACUUCUACUCGCUGCUAUCGAAAUCAACUGUUAGUUUUUUUUCUCAAGAUAAUUUUCGAGAUAAUACAACUCGAACCGUUGUUUUUCACAGCACUUGCGGCUAUGAUGCCGUUGAAAGUUGGGAAUUCCCGAAGGAUCUAUUCGAUUACGAUAGAGUCCUGAUACCUGUCCAUGAGAAGUUUCACUGGAGUCUAGUGUGUGUACAUUUCAAUGAAAAAUCUAUUAAAUACUACGACAGUUUGAAGAGGACAAAUAUGCGGUGUGUAAAACUAGUUCUAGACUACUUGACGAUGGCAAGUUGGAAAAGAACGCGUAAUGAAUUCAAUAGCGACGAGUGGCAGCUAUUUCAUGCCGAGGAUUGCCCGAAACAAUUUAAUUCAGACGAUUGCGGAGUUUUCACUUGUAUAAACGCGGAAUACUUGGCCAGAGGAGUGAAACUGAACUUCAGCCAGAGCGAUAUACGAAAGUUCAGGCAUAGGAUAUGUUAUGAAAUACUGACGAAUCGCUUAUUGUUCAGUCUGGACGAUGUCUACACUAUUCGCUAUCAUAAAUUAUGUGUUUCAACCAAGAGCCUUUCGGAAACUUUCAGAGAGCCGUUCGGGAACUUUGAAUAUGAAUCGGAUGCAGAAGAGACGAGGACUCUCGCCGUCGAAUCCGUUCCGGUUCCGUCCAACAACAUCCUGGCAACAGACUUGCGAAUAUCAGUGUGCAACAAGCGCAAACGCCAUGAGCCGGGCGACCCACACGGGAUGAAGACGCGUCCGAUGGGCCGGAUUGGCGUAGUGACGGACUCGGAGUCAGACGGUAAGGACACGAUGAUCGUCGUCGGCGUAGCUGACUCGAUUACUUCAAACAAUAUCCUGGAAGUCGACUUGCAACGACCAAUGUGCAACAAACAAAAACGCCAAGAACCGGAUGAUACAUCGGAAAAGCGGAUGCGCCUAAUGGAACCUGUCGAUGUGAAAUUGAUCGACAGUGAUACUGACGUGGAACACGCGCAGACCGUGGUGUCCGAUCCGCGCUCUUCGGACGGGGUCGGCAAUAAGCAACGAUUACUAAAAAACGACUUGCCUGUGGUGGACAGCGAUGAUAUAUUUCCCGGCUACUCCAUGGACAAGGUAGAAUUUAUCGUUCUCAACAUGCGCCGGAACGAUCAAGACUUCGUUGUCCAGGAUAAAUCCGUCUGUAUCGGUGACGUGAGAACCGUGUUCCAGUACAGGUCUUGGCUGAAUGACGAAGCAAUCUCCAGCUACAUGCAGUUGAUUGGAGACCGGGAUCCCUGCAAAGUCUAUGCUUUUAACACGUACUUCUACCCGAUGCUAUCCCUUUUUGAUUAUCAUGCCAUUAUAAGUUGGGGAUUUCCUAAGGACAUUUUCGAUUACGAUAGAGUCCUGAUACCUGUCCAUGAGAAGUCUCACUGGAGUCUGGUGUGUGUCCAAUUCAACGAAAAAACAAUUAAAUACUACGACAGCUUGGGUAAGACAAAUAUGCAGUGUUUAAAACUAGUUCUAGACUACUUGAAGAUGGAAAGUCGGAAAAUGAUUAGUAAUGAAUUCAAUAGCAACGAGUGGCAGCUAUUGCACGCCGAGGAUUGCCCGAAACAAUUAAAUUUUGACGAUUGUGGAGUUUUUACCUGUGUAAACGCGGAAUACUUGGCCAGAGGAGUGAAACUGAAUUUUAACCAGAGCGAUAUGCCUAAGUUCAGGCAUAGAAUAUGCUAUGAAAUACUGACGGAUCGCUUAUUGUUCGGUCUGGACGAUUCAUGUCCCCGGUCCCACGGCUGA